Messenger RNA from Striga asiatica, 468 nucleotides. NCBI's taxonomy places the organism in Eukaryota, Viridiplantae, Streptophyta, Magnoliopsida, Lamiales, Orobanchaceae. The record is from the annotation of a GenBank genome assembly.
AUGCGUGACACUUCAAACGUGAGGAUCACUAGUCGAACACCCUUCCGAGUCUGGCUUGUGCGGUGGACGUGGGAUGCGCAAUGGGGUUCGACUGCCCGCCCUAUUUAUUAUGACAUGGGCAUGCGUGUUGACGGAGCUUUCAGAAGAGGCGUUGUGCGGUUCACCGUGUUGGGGAGGAGCGUUGUUGCGACUACAACGCGUUUGCAAAGCACUGUGAUAGGAAUUGUCCGAAGCCACAUUUGUUCGUGCAACAGGGAGAGCAAAAAAAAAAAAAAAAGCUUCGUUUGUAGAGUUGCGGUCAUGAACAACUUCAGAUCUUGGAUUUGUAGAAUACACCUCCUCGAACAUGAAACGCAAGUCCGCCCAGCGUGGGUCACCGGAAUACAUCGUCCCAAACGGCAACCGGAGCGGUCAGGAUAUUCGAUUGAACGCAGUGACGCAAACCGGGCUUUCCUAGCAUCCAACUAA